AUGGAUAUGAGUGAAGGCUUGGGUCUUAUGAUGCCAAGGGUUAAGCCCUUGGAGGCUAUGUGUAAACCAAGACCAUUCACGCUGGCUUCAGUAAAGGGAAUCGAACUCGGUACAAUGGGGGCGAGCACAUUGCACCUUCAUACUCAUACACAAAAACAAAUGCACUGCGAGUUAUGCAACCACAAAAGAUAA
This is a messenger RNA of Prunus armeniaca (apricot), 192 nucleotides long. NCBI's taxonomy places the organism in Eukaryota, Viridiplantae, Streptophyta, Magnoliopsida, Rosales, Rosaceae. The record is from the annotation of a GenBank genome assembly.